This is a messenger RNA of Meloidogyne enterolobii, 185 nucleotides long. The record is from the annotation of a GenBank genome assembly. Lineage: Eukaryota; Metazoa; Nematoda; Chromadorea; Rhabditida; Meloidogynidae.
CGAUGGAUUCAGUAAGAGCAGGACCGAUUGGGCAACUAUUUCGUCCUGAUAAUUUUGUAUUUGGUCAAAGUGGUGCAGGAAAUAACUGGGCUAAAGGACAUUAUACAGAAGGGGCUGAAUUAGUUGAUAAUGUUUUGGAUGUAGUUAGAAAAGAAGCAGAAAGUUGUGAUUGUUUACAGGCAUAA